AUGUCCUUUCUGAAAUCGCUGAAAAUCAACGACCCAGAAAAACUCAAGGAUCCAGAUUUCGUUUCUUCGCUGAAUCAAAAGGAGGUUAUUUCCAAGCUGUUACUUGCUGUAUUCUCGCUUCAGGGCCAGGUUGAUAAGCUGAACGAGAAACUUGAAAAAUACGAGAACUUGGAUAGACUCUUGAACGGGGAGGAUCUGUCAGAACCACCAGUUCCAGACCCUAAAAAGGAAAGUCUUGUUGUCGAAAAAGUGUCCAGAACCCCUUCAGACGAUAGCAUACCUAUCGGAUUCACACCCCUCUACUCGACGCCGGCUUUAUCCGAGUCGGAGAUCAUGGACAAACCAGCGAAAAGAAAUGUUGUGGUGAAGCCAUGGCCAGAAGUAUCGCUCAACCAGUUGGCACAAAGGUUCAAGGUUCCUCGAGAACAGCUGAUGCUGGCUAACAAGACGCUAAAUAAGGAUAGAAAGGGACAUCUGCGCCCACUGAAGCCCAACGUCGAGACUGAAACGCUGUCGCCUAGUGACUCUAAAGAGUCUACUCCUCAACCUACGAAGCUGACUAAACCAUCAAAAAGGAAAUUCGACCAAGCCAUUGAAUCGCCGAGUUCAAAUGAGGCGAACUCUUCCAAUAGUUCGGACCCUACAAGCGAAACAACUUCGACGACAACGAAAAAGCCACUCAAAUACACAAUCACCAGCCUUGGACUCUACAAAUGUGACGCAUGCUUGAACGAUGAGAUCUACUCAAGUUAUCCAGCAUUGUACGAACAUAAAAAGAGCAGCCACCCUGACGAGUUUGCAAGCAUCAAGCUGGAAAAGUCAAGCUGA
Ogataea parapolymorpha DL-1 is the source of this 828-nucleotide messenger RNA. RefSeq lists its product as uncharacterized. Lineage: Eukaryota; Fungi; Ascomycota; Pichiomycetes; Pichiales; Pichiaceae. The transcript has a single exon. The record is from RefSeq and is a predicted model, not a curated record. The coding region runs from base 1 to 828 and encodes 275 amino acids.